ACAUUUCGUUGUUAAGUGGAAAUAUAUAUUGUUAGCCCGAAACCCUAGCUCUUGAGAUUACGCACUCGUUUCAGGUUAUUGCAGCCGUCGGAAGAGAAAGCAGAGAAGCAAAUCAGCCAUGGGCAAAGUUCACGGUUCUUUGGCACGUGCCGGUAAGGUGAGAGGACAAACACCGAAGGUAGCGAAGCAAGAUAAGAAGAAGAAACCCAGAGGACGUGCUCACAAGCGUCUUCAGCACAAUCGCCGUUUCGUUACCGCCGUUGUUGGUUUCGGUAAGAAGAGAGGACCCAACUCUUCUGAGAAGUAGAAGCCCUUUCUGUGACCACCUUUCUGUUGCAAGAUAGAUAUGCUGGAACGAGACCUUUCUGUGAAAGGUUCUCUCAUUUGGCUAUUUUUGUAACCUUUCUUCUUAUGUUUUAAUUCUAUGAAAUGAAAUACAACUUUUUUACAUCUUGAUCUAGACACAAAAGUUUGAUUCAA
Molecule: messenger RNA, 480 nt
Organism: Brassica rapa (field mustard)
Lineage: Eukaryota; Viridiplantae; Streptophyta; Magnoliopsida; Brassicales; Brassicaceae
Product: 40S ribosomal protein S30
Biological process (GO): translation
Cellular component (GO): ribosome; cytosolic small ribosomal subunit
Molecular function (GO): structural constituent of ribosome
Source: RefSeq, a predicted model, not a curated record